AUGGCCAUUCUCAUAGUUGUUGGCGGCCCGUCUGGAACGGGCAAAUCCACAGUCGGUGAGCGUCUGAGUCAAGAUUUGAACUGUCCGUAUGUGGAGGGGGAUUCGUACCAUCCCCAAUCAAAUAUCGACAAGAUGUCGCAUGGGAUUCCACUGACAGACGACGAUCGUUGGGACUGGCUUGAGAAGCUCACCAAGGUGGGGGUUGAUGCCACCAGCCAGACGGGAGCUGCUGUGGUGACUUGCUCGAUGUUGAAACUGAAGUACCGCGAUUACAUCAAGAAAAUAGCCAGACGGGAGAAGCCGGAUAUCAAGGUGUUGAUGCUAUUUCUCUACAACGACUACAAUAUAAUCUACAAGAGAAUGAGCCAGAGAGCAGGCCAUUUUAUGAAAAACAGCAUGCUGAAGAGUCAAUUCAAUGAUAUGGAAGUUCCAGAGAACGAAGAGGGGGCGUUUGCGAUCUACUGCGGCGAGAAGUCGCAGGAAGCUAUUGGAAAAGAGGUCCUUCAAGUAGCUAGACAAGUCAUGACAGCCCGUGAGUAA
Molecule: messenger RNA, 540 nt
Organism: Ogataea angusta
Lineage: Eukaryota; Fungi; Ascomycota; Pichiomycetes; Pichiales; Pichiaceae
Exons: 1
Coding region: 1-540 (179 amino acids)
Cellular component (GO): cytoplasm
Molecular function (GO): gluconokinase activity
Source: RefSeq, a predicted model, not a curated record